CUACCAUGUGUACAGGGAAGUGUUCAAAGUGCAUUGGGAUCACCCUGUUCCCACUGGCAGCGUGUGCCAUAGUCUGCAACAUCCUCCUGUACUUCCCCAAUGGACAAGUUCUGCAGCUCAGUGAGAUAACCGAUCUGGUCUGGUUUUUCCAUGGCAUUCUGGGAGCUGGGAUACUGGUUAUUUUACCAGCAUUCAUGAUGCUGGGAGCAGGCGGAGCAGGAUGUUGCGCUAACAGAUGUGGGAUGCUGCUGUCAGUGGUCCUGGCUGUGCUGGGAUUUGCCGGAGGAGCAUAUUGUGUGGUCAUCUCCUCACUGGGGCUGAUUGGGGGCCCUCUGUGUGACACAGGUGAUGGAGAAUACCUCUAUCCUUUCAGGAAUGACACUCUGGAAGGCAAUUAUUUGUUCAAUCAGACAACAUGGAGCAUUUGCAAAGAACCUGAAAACAUCAUCCUUUGGAAUAUCACCCUUUUCUCUAUUCUCCUGGCCAUUGGUGUGAUUGAAGCUAUUCUUUGUUUUAUUCAAGUCAUCAACGGACUCACUGGCUUCAUAUGUGGCACAUGUAUGAGGAAAAGAAAGACAAAUAUUUCUGGAAUGUGAAUGAUCUACAGGGAAUGACAAGACAAGCAGUGAGCUGC
Molecule: messenger RNA, 634 nt
Organism: Nestor notabilis (Kea)
Lineage: Eukaryota; Metazoa; Chordata; Aves; Psittaciformes; Psittacidae
Product: transmembrane 4 L6 family member 1-like
Exons: 5
Coding region: 6-596 (196 amino acids)
Cellular component (GO): membrane
Source: RefSeq, a predicted model, not a curated record